This is a messenger RNA of Aphidius gifuensis, 2084 nucleotides long. Its product is annotated as actin, muscle. The record is from RefSeq and is a predicted model, not a curated record. The transcript is spliced from 3 exons. Gene Ontology annotation, biological process: mitotic cytokinesis. NCBI's taxonomy places the organism in Eukaryota, Metazoa, Arthropoda, Insecta, Hymenoptera, Braconidae. The coding region runs from base 239 to 1369 and encodes 376 amino acids.
CUCUUAGGGCGACUAAGGACUAUGUGUACAACGUACGGGUAGUCAGAGAGCGGGUAAACCAAGCAGAUUUCCAUGUAAGGGGCGGAUCGUUAUUUUUGGCUCAGACCAAUAUGGAUAAAGGGACCCCACAUCAGCUUCAGUACGCCACUCGCUGCUUGGUCCCUUGCAAGACGAACGCCUUCAGCGCGUCAAUUUUACAUUUUACUCACGAACGUUAUACUAAAAAAAAUCAAUCAAGAUGUGUGAUGAUGAUGUAGCGGCACUUGUCGUAGACAAUGGAUCUGGUAUGUGCAAAGCAGGAUUUGCUGGAGAUGAUGCACCCCGUGCUGUCUUCCCAAGCAUUGUUGGACGUCCCCGUCAUCAGGGUGUGAUGGUGGGUAUGGGACAAAAAGACUCAUACGUCGGUGACGAAGCCCAAAGCAAAAGAGGUAUCCUCACAUUGAAAUACCCAAUUGAACAUGGUAUCAUCACCAACUGGGAUGAUAUGGAAAAAAUCUGGCAUCACACUUUCUACAAUGAACUCAGAGUUGCACCAGAAGAGCACCCAGUACUUCUUACUGAAGCACCACUCAAUCCAAAAGCCAACAGAGAAAAGAUGACCCAAAUUAUGUUUGAAACAUUCAACAGCCCAGCCAUGUAUGUUGCCAUCCAAGCUGUUCUCUCAUUGUACGCUUCAGGUCGUACCACUGGUAUUGUUUUGGACUCUGGUGAUGGUGUCUCACACACUGUACCAAUCUACGAAGGUUAUGCUCUUCCCCAUGCCAUCCUCCGUUUGGAUUUGGCUGGUCGUGAUUUGACCGAUUACCUCAUGAAAAUUCUCACCGAAAGAGGUUACUCAUUCACCACAACAGCUGAAAGAGAAAUUGUCCGUGAUAUCAAAGAGAAACUUUGCUAUGUUGCCCUGGACUUUGAACAAGAAAUGGCCACAGCUGCAGCAAGUACCUCACUCGAAAAGAGCUACGAGCUUCCCGACGGUCAAGUAAUCACCAUUGGUAACGAAAGAUUCCGUUGUCCAGAAGCCCUCUUCCAACCAUCAUUCUUGGGUAUGGAAUCAUGUGGAAUCCACGAGACCGUCUACAAUUCAAUCAUGAAAUGUGACGUUGAUAUCCGUAAGGACUUGUAUGCCAACACUGUCUUGUCCGGUGGUACCACAAUGUACCCAGGUAUUGCUGAUCGUAUGCAGAAAGAAAUCACUGCCCUUGCUCCAUCAACAAUUAAAAUUAAGAUCAUCGCACCACCUGAAAGAAAAUACUCCGUCUGGAUCGGUGGUUCCAUCCUUGCUUCAUUAUCCACCUUCCAACAAAUGUGGAUCUCCAAGCAAGAAUAUGACGAAUCCGGCCCAGGAAUCGUUCACCGCAAGUGCUUCUAAGUUAUUUUUGAACACUUAAAAUUCAUCGAACAUCACACCUCGCCCACCUUUCACCAAUUUAAAAAUAAAAAAACAUUGUCAGCUGUGUGCCAUCAAUCAGACAUACUAUUUGAUUAUACCACGCACACAUCACAAGUUCGCUGUAUCAGCUAGACGAAAACAAUUGCGGAUAAUAACCAGCCGAGAGAUAGAAAAAGACAACAACAACAACAACAACAACAUCAACAUCAACAAACUAUCCAAGAUGAAAAGAAGAAAAAAAAAAACCGCUAACCAAUCAUAAUAUGAGGAAAUAAAUUUACUCAAAUGCCUUUAUUUUACGCACAUUUAUCAUACUGUAUUGUACUUUGUAGCUUAUACAACAUGAAUAUUUGUUAUUAUCAUAAAUUAUUUAUUAUUUAGUCCUCAUUGACAUUGUCACGCGUUUUUCGUUAUCCUUUAACAUUUGUGUUGUGCCUCUUAACUCACUAUUUUAUCCGUAUAUAAUUUAUCAAUUGGCUAUGAUCCAGACGAACAAAAAAAAAUAAAAUAAAAUAAUAUAAAUCAACAUGCAAUUACGAACAUGCAAGUACCAGAAGAUCAGACGACAAAAAAAAAUCAGAGACAAGAACAGACCCAAGUAAAUUGCAACUGAUCGUUUCUAUCUAGCAUAUAUCGUUCUUCUUCUCAUCAUAUUCUUAUAAAUGUAAUUAUAAUAAAUCUUAUUAUAUACUAA